Molossus molossus (Pallas's mastiff bat) is the source of this 2569-nucleotide messenger RNA. It is a transcript of the gene POU2F1, whose product is annotated as POU class 2 homeobox 1. The coding region runs from base 106 to 2340 and encodes 744 amino acids. The record is from RefSeq and is a predicted model, not a curated record. Gene Ontology annotation, molecular function: DNA-binding transcription factor activity, RNA polymerase II-specific; RNA polymerase II cis-regulatory region sequence-specific DNA binding. Gene Ontology annotation, cellular component: nucleus. Lineage: Eukaryota; Metazoa; Chordata; Mammalia; Chiroptera; Molossidae. Gene Ontology annotation, biological process: regulation of transcription by RNA polymerase II. The transcript has 16 exons.
ACUGGAAAAGUAAGAAGAGCUUCCCUGCCUUGUUAGUUACCCACCUCUCAGUUGUCAGUGAUCAGUUCAAAGAAAGAAUGCAGUCUUUCUAUACCUGACUCGAGAAUGAACAGUCCUCCAGAAAAUGGUAAACCAUCUGUGGAGAGUGGGGACAGCAGCACAGGCGCGCAGGCGAACGGUCUGGACUUCCAGAAGCAGCCCGUGCCCGUCGGAGGGGCCAUCUCGACAGCCCAGGCCCAGGCUUUCUUUGGACACCUCCACCAGGUCCAGCUCUCUGGGACAGGUUUACAGGCUGCUGCUCAGUCCUUAAAUGUACAGUCUAAAGCGAAUGAAGAGUCGGGGGACUCCCAGCAGCCAAGCCAGCCUUCCCAGCAGCCUUCAGUGCAGGCAGCCAUCCCACAGACCCAGCUCAUGCUGGCCGGAGGGCAGAUAACCGGGCUGACUCUGACGCCGGCCCAGCAGCAGCUGCUCCUGCAGCAGGCCCAGGCCCAGGCCCAGCUGCUGGCUGCGGCCGUGCAGCAACACUCAGCCAGCCAGCAGCACAGCGCUGCAGGGGCCACCAUCUCCGCCUCCGCCGCCACUCCCAUGACACAGAUCCCCCUGUCGCAGCCCAUACAGAUCACACAGGAUCUGCAGCAACUACAGCAACUUCAGCAGCAGAAUCUCAACCUGCAGCAGUUCGUGCUGGUCCAUCCGACCACCAACCUGCAGCCAGCACAGUUCAUCAUCUCACAGCCGCCCCAGGGCCAGCAGGGUCUCCUGCAAGCGCAAAACCUUUUAACGCAACUACCUCAGCAAAGCCAAGCCAGCCUCCUGCAGCCGCAGCCAAGCAUCACCCUCACCUCCCAGCCAGCGACCCCAACACGCACAAUAGCCGCAACGCCAAUCCAGACCCUCCCGCAGAGCCAGGCCGCGCCGAAGCGCAUCGACACGCCCAGCUUGGAGGAGCCCAGUGACCUGGAGGAGUUGGAGCAGUUCGCCAAGACCUUCAAACAAAGACGGAUCAAACUCGGCUUCACUCAGGGCGACGUCGGGCUCGCGAUGGGGAAACUGUACGGAAACGACUUCAGCCAGACCACCAUCUCGCGCUUCGAAGCCUUGAACCUCAGCUUUAAGAACAUGUGCAAGUUAAAGCCGCUUCUGGAGAAGUGGCUCAACGAUGCAGAGAACCUGUCGUCAGAUUCGGCUCUCUCCAGCCCGAGCGCCCUGAAUUCUCCAGGGCAGGGGGUUGAGGGCUUGAACCGCAGGAGGAAGAAACGCACCAGCAUAGAGACCAACAUCCGCGUGGCCUUAGAGAAGAGCUUCUUGGAGAACCAAAAGCCUACCUCGGAGGAGAUCACCAUGAUCGCCGAGCAGCUCAACAUGGAGAAGGAGGUGAUCCGCGUGUGGUUCUGUAACCGCCGCCAGAAGGAGAAGAGGAUCAACCCGCCCAGCAGCGGCGGGACGAGCAGCUCGCCCAUCAAAGCGAUUUUCCCCAGCCCGACCUCACUGGUGGCAACCACGCCAAGCCUUGUGACGAGCAGCUCAGCAACAACCCUCACGGUCAGCCCUGUCCUCCCUCUGACCAGCGCCGCGGUGCCCAGCCUCUCCGUUGCAGGCACCACGGAGACCGCCUCCAACCACACCGCGACCGUGAUCUCCACCGCGCCCCCGGCUGCCUCCGCCGUCACCUCCCCCGCUCUGAGCCCCUCCCCGUCUGCCUCAGCCUCCACGUCCGAGGCCUCGAGUGCCAGCGAGACCAGCACAGCACAGACCACCUCCACCCCUCUGCCCUCUCCUCUCGGCACCAGCCAGGUGGUGGUGACGGCGUCGGGGCUGCAGACGGCAGCGGCCGCCCUUCAGGGAGCUACGCAGCUGCCGGCGAACGCCAGUCUCGCUGCCAUGGCAGCCGCUGCAGGGCUGAGCCCAGGCCUGAUGGCGCCGUCUCAGUUCGCAGCUGGAGGUGCCUUACUCAGCCUGAACCCCGGGACCCUGGGCGGCGCUCUCAGCCCAGCUCUGAUGAGCAACAGCACGCUGGCGACGAUCCAAGCUCUCGCUUCCGGCGGCUCUCUUCCACUGACGUCACUGGAUGCAACUGGGAACCUGGUCUUCGCCAACGCGGGCGGAGCCCCCAACAUCGUGACUGCCCCUCUGUUCCUGAGCCCCCAGAACCUCUCUCUGCUCACCAGCAACCCGGUCAGCCUGGUCUCUGCCGCCGCAGCCACCGCAGGGAACUCAGGGCCUGUCGCCAGCCUUCACGCCGCCUCCACCUCCGCCGAGUCCAUCCAGAACUCUCUCUUCACAGCGGCCUCAGCCAGCGGGGCGGCGUCCACCACCACCACCGCCUCCAAGGCACAGUGAGCGGCGCCGCCAGCCCUUCCGCGUGCACGUCGGGCUGCGACCGGGGUGCGGUGGCUCCCCGGCCCGUGGACGUCGAGAGCAGGAAGGACGGGCACUGGGAGGAAAGGAUGAAACCAGACGACAUUUGCCUAAUUUUGUAAUAAAACUGUUUCUUCAGGAUUGCUUCAUGGAUUGGAGAACUUUCUAACCAAAAAUUAAAAAAAAAAAAGCAGAAACAAAAAAUCAAAAA